GGGUGGACAGAACGCUGACCCCUCCACCCACGCCUCCAUUGGGCGGCGCCGCCAUCCCUCUCAGCUCAGCAACCCCGCCUUCACCUCCUCCGCCCAGCCCGGAUCUCCCUCCCACCGCCCCGCCCCGCCCCGUUAUGGCAUCUCUCAUUGGAUAGGGGUGCUGUCGAUCGGCCUCGAGUCCGGGAACCUAUUGGUCACGAGGCCUUCGGGCCGCCCCCAGCCUUCUUGGAUUGGUUUGCUGCGCGUUGGCGCAACGGAAGAGGCGGCCUGCCGAGGGUGCUUGUCUGCUCUGGCUGGGUUGCCGCGGAGGAGGCGACGAGGAGUUUGGCACUGGGGGGCUGGCUCGGGCGGCAGCGGUGGCUGCUGCGAAUGGGAGCGGGCAGACUCGGCGCGCCCAUGGAGCGCCACGGCAGGGCCGCCGCCUCCUCUGCCUCGUCGGCCGGGAAGUCGGCGCCUGGGGGAGCCGAUGGGGGGCGGCGGGAGCCGCUGCGGCGCCGGGCAAGCAGCGCGUCGGAGUCUGCCGUCGGGGCCUCGGCCUUGUCUUCGGCGGAGGGUGUAAGGCGGGACCGGCCCGGCUCUUACAGCGGCACUACCUCCAUCUCCCGUCAGCGCGUCGAAAGCCUCAGGAAGAAGCGGCCGCUUUUUCCUUGGUUUGGCUUGGAUAUUGGUGGAACCCUGGUCAAGCUGGUUUAUUUUGAACCCAAAGACAUCACUGCUGAAGAAGAAGAGGAAGAAGUGGAAAGUCUUAAAAGCAUUCGCAAGUACCUGACCUCCAACGUGGCUUACGGGUCAACGGGUAUUCGGGAUGUGCACCUGGAGCUGAAGGACCUGACUCUGUGUGGACGCAAAGGCAAUCUGCACUUUAUACGCUUUCCCACUCAUGACAUGCCUGCUUUUAUUCAAAUGGGCAGAGAUAAAAACUUCUCGAGUCUCCACACUGUCUUUUGUGCCACUGGAGGUGGAGCGUACAAAUUUGAGCAGGAUUUUCUCACAAUAGGUGAUCUUCAGCUUUGCAAACUCGAUGAACUAGAUUGCUUAGUAAAAGGAAUUUUAUACAUCGACUCAGUUGGAUUCAAUGGACGGUCACAGUGCUAUUACUUUGAAAACCCUGCUGAUUCUGAAAAAUGUCAGAAGUUACCAUUUGAUUUGAAAAAUCCAUACCCUCUGCUACUGGUGAACAUUGGCUCUGGGGUUAGCAUCUUAGCAGUAUAUUCCAAAGAUAAUUAUAAGCGGGUCACGGGUACCAGUCUUGGAGGAGGAACUUUUUUUGGUCUCUGCUGUCUUCUUACUGGCUGUACCACAUUUGAAGAAGCUCUUGAAAUGGCAUCACGUGGAGAUAGCACCAAAGUGGAUAAACUUGUGCGAGACAUUUACGGAGGGGACUAUGAGAGGUUUGGACUGCCAGGCUGGGCUGUGGCUUCGAGCUUUGGAAACAUGAUGAGCAAGGAGAAGCGAGAGGCAGUCAGUAAAGAGGACCUCGCCAGAGCGACUUUGAUCACCAUCACCAACAACAUUGGCUCAAUAGCAAGAAUGUGUGCCCUGAAUGAAAAUAUCAAUCAGGUGGUAUUUGUUGGAAAUUUCUUGAGAAUUAAUACGAUCGCCAUGCGGCUUUUGGCAUAUGCUUUGGAUUAUUGGUCCAAGGGACAGUUGAAAGCACUUUUUUCAGAACACGAGGGUUAUUUUGGAGCUGUUGGAGCCCUUCUUGAGCUGUUGAAGAUACCCUGAUCAUUACCUGGGGAGAGGUUCCUAGAACUUUCCACAAUGGGAUCUGUGGACUUGUUUUUUUAAGAGACUCAUUCAGUUUUAUGAUUGUGUGCUACCUGAAUCAGAGCGAGAAAGGACGAGUGUAUUUUUCUAAGUCAUCAAGAUAAAUCCUUAAAAAUUCAGUCUAAACUAAUAACCAGUAAGGAAAGAUAUAUAUUAAAAAAAAAAAGCGGACCAUGUCCAUGUUGGCGAGGAUUCAUUGUAUUUAAUUGCUCUUCACUGUAGCUUUGUUCAGCGUGCUGUGUUAGUUUAAAAUUCAGCAUCACUCAGUGGAGCUGCUUCAGAGGAGAGCUGUUUUGUGUUCCACCUCCUGUGACUUUGUGUCCCAUUGAAGUCGCUAAAUGUAAGGAAGCUACUUUGUAUUACAAUCUAAUCACAAAUUUGUUAAUAUGGCUUUGGAGAUCAUCUUCUGUGCGGUAACUGUCAUGUGCGUUUAGCCUUUUGUGAACAUGUUGAGAAACGUGUUUCAAGGUUCUGCAGACUUACUGAGCAGGUUAAUUCUGUGCCUGUAAUGUUAACAGUUAAGCAUCUUUGGGGAGUGCAGUUCCAGGUUGUUUACGCCAUAGAUCCCGGGAAGGUCUGUUAGGGAGGACAGGACUUCUCUCCGGGCAGAAUGUCCUUGGAUAGCGGGAGGGGGUUGAAUUGACAUGGUGAAAGUUUAGCUGGCAGAAAACACGCAUCUGGAAGACUAAAAGCAGACAGAGCUGCUGGUAUCAACGUCUUUUCAAGGAACGGGGUGCGAUUACUUCAGGUCAGUAGAAAGGGAGGAAUUGAGGUGUUCCUGUGGGGAGCAGGGUGCGGCUCUCCUGCCUUCCUCUCCCACCCCCUGCCUUGUGCUUGUCGGAAACUGCCUGGCAGGCUGGCUCAGUUGCCUGGUGGGGAUGCUGCCUGUGAGAGGCUCAAAAGGCUGUGUGAGGAGAGACAGGAUUCUAGACGGAGUCUUAGAGGUUGACUGAACCUUUUCCUUCUGCUGUGCAGAAUAAUUUUAAAAACCAUCUCCUUGCAGAGGGGGCAACAUUUUUAUCUUAUUUUUUGUAAUUGGUGCCUGUAUCCCUGUUGAAGGCUGUGAAGAUUCUGUAUAAAUCAGCCUUUGGACUAGAAGGAAACACCAAGGCUCUGUGGCCUCUUUGCGCCCCUUGGUUUCAGGGGAGGAGAAUGGCCCGGGAGGGACCUGACAUGGGAGGCAAGGUCCUAGGGGACAGAGAGGUGCAGGAGGGUGGGGCUGGGUGGCUGAAGGGGGAGAGGCUCUGACCCCACGUGCCCCUCCUGGUCAGCAGUGUGGGGGCAGCAGAGGCUUGUCUGUUGUCACAGCCAUGGUCCCCUCACCUGCAGGAAGGGCACAGCAGGGGGACGGUGUGUGUGUGGGGGUGGUGGUGGUGUCAGCCUAAUGCCAUUUGGAUCCUGGAUGGCCACUUUUGCACACUUUGCUAGGCACGUGGGAGUUGUAGGUGCUGCUGGCUGGUGCAGGCCGUGGAGCUGGAGGGAUGCUGCGGGGAUGGGAAUUGCAGGCCCUGGUGUGAUUAACCUCUGCUGCUGCCCCUCCUGGGCCUCAGUCUAAGCCACCUCCAGUUCUGAACCUCUGUCCUCGCUGGCUGCUUCCAGCCAUGUGCCUGGAGGCCCCACAUUACCCCCACAGCCCCCAGAGUCAGCGCCACCACCCACCUCCUGCCCUACGCCCUCCUCCCCACUUCGUCUGGGCAGAGCACUGACCUUUGGAGAAAGGAAGGACCCCGAGGAGCCCACUGCCAGGGGAGACUCAGGCCGGCCUCCAAGGCCUCGUAAGGUCCCGCCUGCUCUUCCCCGCCACCUGCACUUAACUGUGCUCGUGAGGCUGUGCCUGUGCUUUUCGUGGGUCAUCUCAUGAAAUCUUUGUCAUCCCCACAACUUAGCAGAGGACACCUGCCUAAAGUCACAUAGCUGGAAGCUUUCCUCUUGUGCCUCUCACCUCCAGGGAUCUACCACUUGCUGCUCUGUGACUUCACUUUGUGCCUUGUGCUCAGCCCAUCUAUCAGUGCAGUAGUAAAUCCUGUUGCUGGAUCUAAUGAACAUGUCAUCUUCCUCUUGCUUUUCCUUCUGCCUCCUAGGCCACUUCUGUCUCUACCACUUCAUUCUCCUCUGAAGACGGUUAUUGCCAGCUUUCAGGCUCAAUCCUGGAUCUCUGCUGGCCAAGGGAGAGUGCCCGGCCCAGCCAUUGCCUCUGAGCUCCGGUCCCAAGUCAGCAACUACCUUUUCUUCUGUAUCCCCUGCAAGGCCAUUCCCACACAGAAAUCUCUCCAUCCUCUCCCAGUUUACUGCCACUUUACUACCUCCAGUUUGUGAGAUGCCUGUAAACUUCAUCUCUGUUCACUACAGCCACCACCCUGGUCUGAAUUACUGACUGGUCUCAUCUCAGCAGGUGUCCCUUUGUCUGCCCUCCAAAAGGCAGCCUGAGGAUCCCACCCCACACUCCCCCAUUAGAGGCAGUAGGGUGGUAGAGGCUGUGGUCAUGGUCCAGGUGGGGGAGGAAGGACGCCAGAUGCGGAUGGGAGCAGAGAGCAGGUCAGGUGGAGAUGCUCUAGAGGGUUGAGUUUGGGGCUGUGGAGAUUGGAGAUGGGGGGUGUUCUGUGAAGGCACCUAGGCUUGCUGGGGAGAUGUCAUUUUGGCCUGCCUGACUUGAUGCCAAAUAGGCAACUGGAUAUUUAGGGUGGAGAUAACAGACCUGAGAAGGAUGUGCAUGUAGAUGGGUAAACUGUAGGUGGGAAUUUAGUGAACCCCAAGGUAGAGGGAGAAUAACAAGAGCUGGGCAAGGAGAAGGCUGUGACGAUCUCUGAAGAGUGGCCAGGGUGAUGGCACGAGAGGCCUGUUGCUCAGGAGACUGGAGAGGAGAGGAGCUCUCCAGGCACCUGCAUUAAGUGGUUGUUUCAGAGCUGUUUCCCAUUUGGCUGCAGGCUCACGGAUGGCCUCGAGGGGAGUUUUCCUGGAGCUGUGGCGCAAAAGCAGAGCCGCAGAGGUCCUAGUGAGGGUUGCUGAGUAGAAACAAUGGCCGCCACAGGACGGCUUUGGACCAAGAGCUGUUUGUUCUCCUCAUAACAGAAUAGUUGCUAUUUCCGGGCCUGGGAUGGAGCCAGAGGGGUGCCACCGCAGCCCCCCUGCCCCCCACAAGCAAUAGCGCUGGAGUUUGGGAGACUGCUUGUCUGUGUCCAGCCACACCUGUGGUGCCAAGGCCAGGCUGGCAGGGGGGCCUUGGCUUCUCUGUUAUGGCCUGGUGCUCUACUUAUCACUGCUGACCUGUGCCCCACACGGUGGGAGGAGAUGAACCAGGCUUCUGCAUCACAAUCACCUGUUACUGGUGACCAGUUCUGUUUGUUCGGAACCACUCACCUUGACUUUUCCAGCUCUUGCUACAUGGGCUUAAGUGGAGUGUGGGUGACCAGUGGUGGGUACAUGCUCAGCACAGAGUAUUUUCAAAAUCUUUUUAUUUACAUUUAAGUCAAUUACAUGCACGUUUUAUAUUUUAAACAAGAGUAAUUAGCAAAAUGCAUUAAAAUUUUAAAAUAGCAAUUAAAUAUACAAAAAUAUAGCUUACAAAAAAAAUUGCGAAUGUUUAAAAAUAUUCUGCUGCAGAACUCCUAGUGUACAAACAUGUCUAUGAAACCUGAGGCUCAGCAUUUCAUAAACUUUUUUUUGAGGGAGUUAUUAUAUCUAGUGAAUAAACCCCAGUGGGCUUAAACUACAAGACUCAUAUCCCCUCUUUCUGGCAAUGAUCUGUCAAGAGACCAGAGAUGACAGUUCAGAAACAUUCUUGGAAGACUGAACUGUUACCAGGAAGGACUUCCUAAUACUGGCCCCACCUGCCUCCUGCUCUAACGGGGCCUGGGAGGGAAGGGGGCGGAAUUCAGGGACCUCGUGCACCUGUCCUGAGGCUCGUACUGGCCCAGGGAGCUGAGAGGGGCUUCAUCGAAGUAUAGACAAGUCCCUUGACACUGAUGGGGCCCGCAUUCUAGGAACAUAUCCCUGGAGCAGGGAGUCCCUGACACUGUAGCCACAGACGUGAGUACUGGAUUGGAAAGCCAGGUGUGGUCAUGCUUGGUCUAUAAGUGGAAUAAAACUCAGCAUCUCGGAACCAUUCACAUUCUGAAGCUGUACUGGAACAAUAAAAGAUACACUGAA
Phacochoerus africanus (Common warthog) is the source of this 5913-nucleotide messenger RNA. RefSeq names its product pantothenate kinase 2 (gene PANK2). NCBI's taxonomy places the organism in Eukaryota, Metazoa, Chordata, Mammalia, Artiodactyla, Suidae. The record is from RefSeq and is a predicted model, not a curated record. Gene Ontology annotation, biological process: coenzyme A biosynthetic process. The transcript has 7 exons. Bases 370 to 1725 code for a protein of 451 amino acids. Gene Ontology annotation, molecular function: ATP binding; pantothenate kinase activity. Gene Ontology annotation, cellular component: cytosol; nucleus.